AUGAUUCUGGAGCUACUGUUGAAGCUGAUGGACGAGUCCAUGAUCGAGUACUGCAGUGCGUCUUUCCAGGAGGAGCUGCACGAGCUCUGGGCCAAAACCGUAGGUGCUGCCGCGAAGCAGGCAGCAAGACAAGAGCUGCUGGUGAAGUAUUUGUGCCCACUUGUGACGAGGUAUGGAUUCGACCCGACGUGGGACGGAGUAGUGCAGAGCCAGCAAAGUGCAGGUCCUUGGGUAGCGGAUGAGGAGGUCAUUGCCAAGUACAAGCUCCAGAAGUGGCUUCUCGACCCCGGGCUUCAGGCGAGAAAGUUGCCUGGGAUGCACGAGAAGCCGUUGCACACGGCCAUCCGAGAGCUCUGCGAGGAGAUCGAAAGAAAGAGUGGCAGACCCUCCUUGGCCGCUCCGUUAUGCAGUGCUCGGCACGGAACCCCGGCAAUCCAGCUGAAGGAGGUGCCAGUGCCCUGGGCACGGGUCUUCGCACCCUUGGUCUGCGCAGUGAUCCCGGGCGUUCUCUCCAGCGAGGAGGUCCAGGCACUGAAGUCUUGGGGGAUGUCGCGGAGGGAUUGGUCUUUGGCAAACGGGCAUUUCAUCAGCCAGUUCGAGGAUGGAGUUCUUGCCUACAAGCUUUGGAGUCGAGUGUGCCAUCUUGUCCCAUCUUUCAAGGGCCUCGGUGCAGUAGGCCUGAAUCAGCACAUGCGUUUCCUGAAGUACGGGAAGGGCCACUACUUUGCACCGCACCAAGAUGGUGAGAAUCGACACGGCCCGGCACGAUCUCUACUUUCGGCGCUGGUGUACCUUUCUGGGAUGGAUAGAAGUGAGAACGGCGGUGGAACCCGAUUCAUUUCUCCCGAGUGCCCGGAAGUUGCGACUUUCGGACGAUGUGACCGUGGCUGUGAUCGCUGUGUGGAUGCUCCUGUAACUGCCGGAUCUAUGCUGCUCUUCGCACAAAGCGUGAUCCAUGCCGGCACUGAGCCCAAAGCCUCCGAGAAGUUUGUGAUCCGGACGGAUGUCAUGUACCCGUUGGCGCAGACUUGA
Messenger RNA from Symbiodinium sp. CCMP2592, 1032 nucleotides. NCBI's taxonomy places the organism in Eukaryota, Dinophyceae, Suessiales, Symbiodiniaceae. The record is from the annotation of a GenBank genome assembly.